Molecule: messenger RNA, 2349 nt
Organism: Galeopterus variegatus (Sunda flying lemur)
Lineage: Eukaryota; Metazoa; Chordata; Mammalia; Dermoptera; Cynocephalidae
Gene: FA2H
Product: fatty acid 2-hydroxylase
Exons: 7
Coding region: 188-1030 (280 amino acids)
Biological process (GO): lipid biosynthetic process; fatty acid metabolic process
Cellular component (GO): endoplasmic reticulum; membrane
Molecular function (GO): fatty acid 2-hydroxylase activity; iron ion binding
Source: RefSeq, a predicted model, not a curated record
CCAUGGAGAAUGGGGCUGUAGCCUCUGCAGAAACUCUGAAGACAGACCCUGCUAUCGAACCAAGGUUCAAAGUGGUGGAUUGGGACAAGCUCCUGCUCCUCUUCUUUCCUGCCUGUCACUGCUACCCUGCCUGCCUGCAAUGGCCACCUGUCUCCCCUGUACUGGAGAAUAAUUAAGCCCCCACUGUAUGCCACACUCCAUGCUCACUCUGAUUGUGGGUGCUGGGGUGGGGCCCACCAGCUUCACAGAUGAGAGAAAUGGGGGCCCCCACAAGGACCUGGUGGACUGGAAGAAGCCUCUCCUGUGGCAGGUGGGCCACUUGGGAGAGAAGUACGAUGAAUGGGUCCACCAGCCAGUCACCAGGCCCAUCCGCCUCUUCCACUCAGACCUCAUCGAGGCUCUCUCCAAGACUGUCUGGUACAGUGUCCCCAUCAUCUGGGUGCCCCUGAUGCUGUAUCUCAGCUGGUCCUACUACCGAAUCCUCGCCCAGGGCAAUGUUCGACUCUUCACGUCAUUCACAACAGAGUACUCGGUGGUGGUGCCUGAGUCCGUGUUCCCCGGCCUCUUCAUGCUUGGCAUGUUCCUCUGGAGCCUCGUCGAGUACCUCAUCCACCGCUUCCUGUUUCACAUGAAGCCCCCCAGCGACAGCUAUUACCUCAUCACACUGCACUUCGUGAUGCACGGCCAGCACCACAAGGCACCCUUCGAUGGCUCCCGCCUGGUCUUCCCUCCCGUGCCAGCUUCUCUGGUGAUCGCCUUCUUCUACGUGCUCUUACGGCUCAUCCUGCCCGAGGCGGUGGGGGGCACUGUGUUUGCUGGGGGCCUCCUGGGCUACGUCCUCUACGACAUGACCCAUUACUACCUGCACUUUGGCUCGCCACACAAGGGCUCCUACCUGUACAACAUGAAGGCCCACCACGUCAAGCAUCACUUUGCACAUCAGAAGUCAGGAUUUGGCAUCAGCACUAAAUUGUGGGAUCACUUUUUUCACACCCUCAUCCUGGAUGAAGCCCACCCGAAGACCCAGUGACAACUCCCAGACCCUCUGUCCUGCCCUCAGCUGGGCCCUGGCCCCUGCCCGACCCCCACCCCCACCCCUCUUCCGGGCCCUGCUAAGAAGGUUGGCUUGGCCAGGCAGCCCUGGGGCUUGGUGGAGGGUGCCGAGAAGACCCUUUGGCAGGACUGCCCUCCUGACCCACCAUAGGGAGGGUCACGUCCACUUGGUGGCCAGAUGGCCCACAGGGACCAGCUCCUUCCUGGAGCAUCCCAGCCUAGAGCCUGAGCCCGCAGUAGCUUCAGGACCUGGCCAACAGUAGCAGCCCCACAGGGAGUGAAGGAAACUGACCCCUGGGGCCAUGCCUGUUUCCCCACUAGGCCUUAGCACCUCGGGCUCCCUAGGAUCUUCCCCACAUGGUGGAGCUACCAAUAUUCACAUCAAGGAGCAUGGUCUGUGGGGCCCGUGGUCUCUCCCCCGUCUUCUGUCUCCCCCUCCUGCCCUUCCUGGGGAGGGUUUGGUGGCUUUGAGGUGGAUGAAAGGCUCUCACAAGAAAAGACAGCAUGAUGCCUCCCACAGGCCACCCCCAGACCCCGGGGCAGCCCCUCUGUCCCCUGCCAACACAGAUGCCAGCUGUACUGCCCACUGCCUCAGGCUGCGAUAUACCCAGUGCUCACACAGCAGCCUUCACCUGCCUGUGCAGUUGGGCCAAGGGUGGCUAGCAUCAUCUCGAGGCUGGCAGGAACCCCAGCCCCUUUCUUUAUGAACUGCCAGCUGCUCUAGCCAUUCCCCCUGCCUCCAGAAUCACAAAGCUGCUCCCCAAAGGAGGCUAAAAAGGCCUUUCCAUGGGCGGGAGCCCCAGCCCAUCUCCAGCCAUUCUUGGCCUCCACCUGGCACAGGUGGGCACCCCCCCACCAAGACCCUCCCAGCAAGUGCCUCCUGAAGCCGAGGAGCCUUCACGCAGUGCCUUAUCUCCCCCUCUGCUUUCCUGCCUCCCUCCCCGCACCCCAGACCCCGCAGAUGAGGUUCCCAUCCCUUCCCCCUCGUAACCAAAACCCUCACUGCUCUGAAGAGGGUCUUAUUUAUAAACGAUAGAAACGUUCUGUCUGACCCCAGACCAAGUAGCCAGUCGGACAACGCUUUCUAAUGCUACGUGUUGAGCUUAUGUAAAAAAUCGUUCCAUUCUUACCCACACCAUUACUACUUGAAACUUUUUAAAAACUCACUGAACGUAAAGACUAAGAGAAGCAAGUUGACUGAUCUUGUGAUUUGUACUGUUUACUGCGGAGCUAUUUAAAGAUUUUGGAAUAUACAAAAUAAAUAUACAGUUGUGAAAUAAAGAUAAAUAAAUUGUA